Biomphalaria glabrata is the source of this 3385-nucleotide messenger RNA. RefSeq lists its product as uncharacterized. Lineage: Eukaryota; Metazoa; Mollusca; Gastropoda; Planorbidae. The record is from RefSeq and is a predicted model, not a curated record. Bases 31 to 1764 code for a protein of 577 amino acids. The transcript is spliced from 18 exons.
UUUCCGCUUCUGUUGCUACAUAAAACAAUAAUGGCGGACGUUCGAGUUUCAAACGUAAAUAAGUCUGUUAAGGAAUAUGACAUUUUUCCAUAUUCUAAAGGUGAUUUAAAUACGUAUCAUAGAUCAGAACAAGAUCUACAAGAUCGUAUGUUAGCACUUUAUGGAAAGUCAGACAGUGAAGUAGAUCUGUUUCGACCUGCUCUUUCUGACCAGGCAAAGAUAGGAUUUUUUAGCUUGGACAGGGCAUGUCAGACAGAAGUUACUGAAAUUCUAGACUUGAAAGAUAUGACUAAAGUUUUACAGACCUUACUACUGGACUCUGCCAGUCUCCGGAGGGACAUAAACUUAACAAAGCAUGUUAUGGAAGCAGAUCAUGAAUCAAAAAUUCAGGAAAAAUCUUUAGAACUGUAUUGUCGAAUAAAUGAAAGAGUUGUAGAACUUGAGAAAAAUCAUCAGGAUAGAGUAAACUCACUUCGGAAAGCUUUCAGACAACAGCUGGCUGACGCUAUUGCAAGACUUUCAGUUCAUUACAGUAAAAAUUUGCAAUCCAAAAUGGUCAGAGAAAGGACAAAACAAAAAAGUGAUCUGGCAGAUAAAGAAGAAAAAUUUAGAGAAAUGCAAGCCACAAUCCUUCGCAAUGAGGGUAUCAUUCAACUCUUAAAAGAGCAGCUACACCAACAGAAUAUGAAAGAUGAUGAAGAAGAAGAGAGGUUUAUGAAUAGAAGUCUCCACAAUGAUGAUACACCUCAAGCUGAACUAUUACAAGAACAGUUAAACAAUCUCCAGGAAGAACUGGACAGCAUAAAUAAAAAAUUAGAAUCUUCUGAAAAAAAGAACAGUCGUCUAGAAGAAGCCUUGGAUAUUAAAGAAGAACAACUCACAUCUCUCAAUAAAGAAAUUGAUGGCUUAAAAGAUCAACUGGAGAGAAGUAACAUUCUGAUAGAACAGAUGAAACAUGAAAUAAAGGAGAUGAUGAAUGAAGCAAUCAAAGAAAAAGAAGCAUCAAAGAAAAAUCUUAAUCACCAGAAAGAAGAAAUGAAAAGACUAAUGGAAGAACAAAUACGAUUAGCAAAAGAGGAAGCAAUAGAAAAGAUAAAGAAAGAAGCUCAGGUGACAUCAAGUGAAGAUCAGGCUAGAAUAAAACACAUGUUAAAUCAGAUCACUAAUCUAGAAGCUCAGUUAACAAAGGAGAAAGAAAAGAAUGAUAUCCUCACCACAAAGUCACUGAACUCCAAAAUAUCCAAAGACACAGAAGAAAAGUUAAAAGCAGAAAUUCAAAGACUCCAGUCAGAGUUGGAAAAAACUCAUUUAAUGUGGGAGAAAAAGUUUUCUAUUUUACAACAAAGCAUGCAUGCCUUAAAAGAUGAAAGCUACAUAAGACAAACACUACAGAGACAGGCUGCUCAAUUACAUCAAGCUGCAGUCAGCUAUUCUGUAGAUGUGCCAGUUGUUAAUAUGCCCACAAAAGAAUUUUCGCCAACUAAUAGAAAACCCUUGCCAAACAUAAAUAAACACAAUAAAAAAGGAGACUCUGACCAAGAUAAGGAUUGUAUUUCUUAUACAAUAUCAGCACCUAGUGGACGAGGAACAGCCAUGUUCUCUGUUGAUGAGAACCAGAUCAUGUCUGAUACUGAUUUGGAGUUUAUGCCCUUAGAUGUGUUCAAAUUACCUGAACCAAUGUUAAUAAGACAAGAACUAAAUGAUAACAGUAGACCCUCCACAUCAUCUCAUGUUUUAAGUAUACCCAGUGUAGAAGCCAACUAACAAGUGCACAAAGCAAAAAAUAAUUCAUGUCUUCUUUACAACGUAAAAUUUGUUUCAAUAUAGUAAACUUGUUUGGUAGGUUGUUUCAAAAGGUAGAUUUUUUUUUUAAGUAACAAGAUUAUUUGAAUACUGGUAGUAUAUGUCAUUUCUCAUAUGUUUUAAGAUUGUUACUAGUUUGAUAGGGAAUACAAAGUUUUAAAAAUGUAUGUUUGACUAAUAAACUUAAAUCUUAUAUUAAAACUAGUUAAAGCUCCUUAUGUUUUUUGUUUCAAAAGAUUUUAAAAAAUAAAAUACUAUUUAUAAGAUUUAUGUAAACAUUUAUGUGUAAUGUUAAUGAAGGGGGUGUGGUGGCUGAGUGGUUAAGUGCUUGGCUUCUGAACCUGGGGUCCUGGGUUUGAAUCUUGGUGAGGACUGGAUUAUGAAUUUCUGGAUUUUUAGGCAGGCCCUGAGUCCACUCAACUCUAAAGGGUACCUGACUUUAGUUGGGGAAAGUAAAGGUGGUUGGUCAUUGUGCUAGCCACAUGACACCCUGCCAGUUAACGGUUGGCCACAGAAACAAAUGACCUUAACAUCAUCUGCCCUAUAGAUUGCAAGGUCUGAUAGGGAAACUUUACUCAUUCAUUAUAUACAUAUAUAUAUAUAUAUAUUGUUUUUUUUUAAAUUUCUUUAUCCCUAUACAUUACAAAAACACCACUAACAUUGUAUUUAUUAUGUAUAAAAUGUGUUGAAAAUUAAAAUAUUUGAUUUGAUAACCUAAGUUUAAUGCAUUUUUUAUAUGAAGAUGUUGUUUGUCUGAGGACACUAUUUGGGUUUGUUUACAAUGUUGUAAUAUCUUGAGCUUAAAAUGAUCAACUAUCCAACAAUUUGGAGCCUAUUCUAAUUAAAGUCUAAUACAACUGGGAUAAUAAAUGGCAGUCAUUGGACAACAUAUGAAAUACUUGUAGGGUAGCUGACAGCAUUUAAAAAAGGAAAUUGGCUCUAUUAAUUUUUUUUAUGAGGUUUGUAGCCACAGACAUAGGAAUAAUGCAUGUUUGCAUUUUAUUAUUAGAAGAUUCUAAAUGUAUGAAGACAUUAGUACCCCUCUUCCCAAUCCUGUAGGCUGGCCACCAGUGUACAAACCAAACAUUUUCUUUUCACAUUCAUUGAAAAAAAUUGAUUAGAAUUAUAUAUAUAAAGGUACUAUCACCUGUGAAUUUAUACUCUUAAUUAGGCAUAAGAAUAUUGCUUUAAAUAUCAGUAUUGGGCUUCACUGUAGAAAAUUUGAACUUUUUUUUCACAAUGUUUGAUUAUUAUAACUAGGCUAAGUUUUUGUUGAUAGCUUUAAAAUUUUGCUUAAGUUCAAAUAUAAUUUUCUUGCCCCAUUCCUGUAUAGAAGUUGAAGUCAAUAACAACUUUUUAAAUUUUUUUUUUUCUAUUUCUCCUAGUAAACUUGUUUGUACAAGCUAUUUAACUAAUGAACAAUGUGGUAUUUACUAGAGAUAAAAUACAUUUAAAUACAAUUUUGAAAUGCAUGUUACUUUCUGUAAAAAAGAGUAAACUUGAGUCAAUAUAAUCUAGCCUGGUAAAUCUGAUAAAGCUAAAUAGUUUUAGAUCAAACAAAUAAAAACCACAUUUUAGUUCA